This is a messenger RNA of Necator americanus (New World hookworm), 288 nucleotides long. RefSeq lists its product as uncharacterized. The transcript has 4 exons. Bases 1 to 288 code for a protein of 95 amino acids. NCBI's taxonomy places the organism in Eukaryota, Metazoa, Nematoda, Chromadorea, Rhabditida, Ancylostomatidae. The record is from RefSeq and is a predicted model, not a curated record.
AUGAGCGACGCAGAGGAGCUCCUUGAGCCGUAUCCAGCUGAGCUCUCGGCUAGUCCAUCGUUGCAGCGAACAUUUCACCGCAGUAACGGGAAAAAUGCUUUGAACACGAUUUUUGACAAGACGAAGGACGUGCUGUCCACUGCAGCAGAGACUACUAAAGGAUAUGCAUCGCAGGCUCAGCAAGCGAUAGGAAAGAUCAUUCCCGGAGCUAGUCAGGAUCAUGAUCCGGCAGCUACCGGUGCUCCGGCGCAACCAACAACCGAUCCUGCAGCACCAGCACCUCAGUGA